Alternaria hordeiaustralica is the source of this 2502-nucleotide messenger RNA. RefSeq lists its product as uncharacterized. The transcript has a single exon. Bases 1 to 2502 code for a protein of 833 amino acids. NCBI's taxonomy places the organism in Eukaryota, Fungi, Ascomycota, Dothideomycetes, Pleosporales, Pleosporaceae. The record is from RefSeq and is a predicted model, not a curated record.
AUGGCCGCACCCAUAUCAACAUUGCCAAUUGGCACGACGGCAGCCUCGUCUCUGGCUAACGGCGGUGAGUGCUCAAAGGCAGAUCCCCGGGAACUAGAAGGCGAUACACGCGCCCGCGACAGUUCUGCGUCGGUACCGAAUCUCAUUCGACGCGAAAUCGAGACGAGUGAACACAAUUCUGAAAAUCCUUCAGAGCUUUCGAAAGGCUCCCCAGUCGGCGCGGUUAUGAGAGCAGAUUCUGUAGUCGAUAACUGGGAGUCUCCAGACGGGCUGAACUCUGAAGACCUGUACACACGAGGGGCCCCGCGGAUAUUCCAGCGAGAGUGCAGCAAUGGGGACAAGGGCGGUCUUUGCUUGAAGCUGUCGUAUGAAUUCGCUGAAAGGAUGAAGGAGAAGGUCGAAGCAGGCCGUCAUUUGCGCGCUUUGACCGACGCAGUGGCUCAACGCGCGGAGGACUUGUCAAAUGAAGAAAGUCGUCUCAAGGAGCUCGAAGGUGAGCAGCAAGAGAAGCUUGUGGAGAUGCUUGCAGUUGUUAAACGGAACGGCCGAAAACCCACUCAAGACGAAAUGCUGGAAGUUCGGGCACUUUCAGCAGAUAUCAGAACCGCUUGCCAAGUGCAGGAUGAUCUGAAAGCUCAGCGAGAUUAUUUGCCUGAAUACUUGCAAAACUUCAGACAUAUAUGGCUUGAUCUUGUGCGACAAACAGAGGCCAUGGAGGAAGAUAUCCUUACGAGAUCCAAUCUUCUGCCAGAGUCAGAGGGAAAGAUCCAGCCGCCUUGGAAGAUCAAUCCUGAGAAGCCCAACCAACCAUCACUCAACCCCAAUCAUGCCCAAUGGCCGCUCUCGGUACCUAAGACGGACAGAAGCUGUUUGAAAACCGCACCAGCACCAACACGCAACCACCGUGAGCUCACACGCGCACGAAUCGAGAUGAAAGAGCGGUCUAAACGACGUGCAUGGCAAGCAGCCCACGAGAAGCAUGAGGACCAUCGCAAAGAAUACAGGCGCAUGCUAGAACAAUACAUCAGUCAGCAAGUGAACCGCCCAGUCGUCGACUUCCAAGCAGAGUUCUCUCGACACUGGCUUGAAGGUUGGCGCCCUCUUAUCCGUGGCCUCGACGAAGCUGAGAAGGCAUAUGUCAAAGUGAUGGAAGAAGCUCGAGCUGCUGAUGUCACGAUUUAUGAUCCUGAGGACGAUGAUGACCCCACCAUUGCAUACGACAUAGACUUGUGGGACCAAGUGUCGAUAAAACAGCUCGACCGUGGUCACAUUGAGAGAUGGCAUGCUGGUGUUGCCGCUGGUGUCUAUGGACCAGAGCAGCCUGCUGGGAAGGACGAAGCCGAGCUGGAAAGGCAGGCCAAGGCGCAUGGGCCGGGACAGUUCGCGGCGGAUGACCUGGAUGUGGCCGCAGCUACAGCUCCCAAGAUGCCCCCAGGCGAGCUUUCUGCCAUCAGAGUUGAGUCCACGAUGGCCCCGCCAGCUCUUUGUGCCCCAGAGGAAACGCCUACUUCAAUACAGAAGAUCGAACAGAUUCUCACCGACGUCCAGAGGACUCUAAGUCGUGCCAGUGAGCCGACUAGCCAGCAAGCGAAUGGGCCCGGCCUAGUAGGACAAAGAGCAGAAGGCGAAGCUGCCAUGAAAGACAACCAGCGGAAAACGAACGGAGGUAGUAAUCUCACCCCGAAUGGAAUCCUUUUCGGUGCAGGUGGUCAAGCAUCUCUAGCGGAGGCGACAAGGGAAACUUCGCCCUUGUGCUCGCAGACUCCAAAGCGCUCACUGGAAUCCAUGGUUGAGCGAAACCCUGCGUCGCACACGGAAGACCGGAAAGAAACACCCGAAAGAACGGGUCUUGAUUUGACACCUAUACACCCCGAGAAAGGCUUAGGUAGCAGGGCGCAACGAAGCGACAUCGGCACCUCCGUCGACAGAGCUUUUCAGACACCAGCAGAGAAUAAAGACCAGAGCAUUAUUGCCAGUGGACAUGAUGCGAUUGAACGCAUCAACAACAGUGCAAAUACGACUGAUGUGUCGGCCGCACACUCUCAGUCCGACGGAGUAACGACAAGACUGGCAGAAGAGAGAACUAGGGGCGGGCUUGGGUCAAGCAUGAGCAACGCGACGCGCAUGAUCAUUGAGAAGGCAGACUACGGCGACAAGAUAGAGAGACACCAUCAACCUGUUCUGACGGAUGCAAUCGCCGGAGAUCCCGCGAAGGUGGCCAAGACGUCAUCAAAACGUAAAAGGGCCGCGGUAGAGGAGGCGGUCGUGGUGGAGCCGCGAGAAAAGAAGGACAACGAGGAGACGGGUUGGAAGUGGAAGAUGGAUCUUGAGGAAUACAUGGCGAAGUACAACAUCGAGCCGCCCCCAACUUCUAAGAAGAGAAAUCAGGAUUACUUGCUCAGCAACCGCGACAUACUCAUCACCGACAGCGAGCGCGCCUACGGACGCAAGCGGAGACGCAUUGAUGAGUGGGGUAACAAGGUUCGAGGCGGUGAUUGUUGA